Molecule: messenger RNA, 702 nt
Organism: Amphibalanus amphitrite
Lineage: Eukaryota; Metazoa; Arthropoda; Thecostraca; Balanomorpha; Balanidae
Product: rhythmically expressed gene 2 protein-like
Exons: 1
Coding region: 1-702 (233 amino acids)
Source: RefSeq, a predicted model, not a curated record
AUGAGUCGCCUAGUCACGUUUGACGCGACCAACACGCUGAUCCGGCUGCGCUAUUCGCCGGGGGAUUACUACGCGGCGGUGGCCGGCCGGCACGGACUCGUGGUCUCGGCGCCCGAGGCCGACCGCUCGUUCCGGCACCACUUCCGCACACUGCUGGCGGAGGAGCCCAACUUCGGGCGCGGCCUGGCCGGCGGCUGGCGCCGCUGGUGGACCACGCUGGUGGGCCGAGUGCUGACGGACGCCAGCGCGGCGCCGCCGAGCUCCGAGACGGCCGGCGCCGUGGCCGACCGCCUCCUGGCCGACUACGCCGGCGUGGAGUGCUGGCGCACGGCCGAGGGGGCCGUGCCACUGCUGGAGCGACUGGCCGCGCGCGACAUCCGACUCGGCGUCGUGUCCAACUUCGACCCGCGCCUGCACCGGUUGCUGGAACGGUUCGAGCUGAGCCAGUACUUUGACUUUGUGAUCGCGUCGUACGAGCAUCCGUUCUGCAAGCCCGACCAGCGGAUUUUCGAGCUGGCGCGACGCUCGGCGGGUGCUGACCGCUGCACGCACGUGGGUGACAGUGUGAGACUGGACUACGAGGCUGCGCGUGCCGCCGGCUGGGAGGCGGUUCUGGUGGGGUCGGUGCCGCCAGAGGCGGGGGUCGAUCCGGCGCACCUGUGUCCCCGGCUGGCCGAUCUAGAGAAAUACCUGAAGUUCUGA